AUGGCGAUCGAGGCAGCAGACUGGAGUGUGGGCACAGACCAGACCAUCCCGGCCAAGAGCGACAGUCAGCUGGAGGAGGCAUGGGACCUUUGGCUGGACAUGGCUGCUCAAGACAACAAACAGCAGGCUCCACCUACCAAGAAGGUUGAGGUCUGUGUUUCGACUCCCCCCGAACGCAAAGCCGAGAGACGCGAGGCCGGGGACCCCGAGGAUGCGGAGGCCGAAGCCUGGGACCCUUUCGACGCCUUCGAGGCCCAGGACAAGGCAGCGGAGCGGCUCGGCGCGAAUCCCGUGCCGGAGGCCGUUCCGGACGCCACAGUGGCAGAUGCCUGGGAUGCGUUUGAUGCUUUGGAGGCCGGGGACAAGGCAACGGAGCAGCCCAGCGCUAGUCCAGCGCCGGAGGCGAUUCCGCACGCCACUGUGGCGGAUGCCUGGGAUGCAUUUGGGGCUUUGGAGGCCCAGGACAAGGAGAAGCCAGCAGAGCAGCUCAGCGCGAAACCAGCGCCGGAGGCGGUUCCGAAUGCCACGGUGGCAGACGCCUGGGACGCGUUUGAUGCCUUGGAGGCCCAGGACAAGGUGAAGGAAGCAGAGCCGCUCAGCGCGAAUCCAGCGCCGGAGGCGUUUCCGAAUGCCACAGUGGCAGACGCCUGGGACGCGUUUGAUGCCUUGGAGGACAAGGCAGAAGAGCCGCUCAGCGCAAAUCCAGCGCCGGAGGCGGCUGCGAAUGCCACGGUGGAAGACGCGUGGGACGCGUUUGAUGCUUUGGAGGCCGAGAACAACGCGGUUGAGCAACGCAGCCUGGAGCCACUGCUUCCUACCAGUGAGGUUGCAUGGGGGCGGCAGGAGACAGCGACGCAGCCGAUGGAGGCCCCAGAUCGGCACACGUUGAAGUCCCAGCUCGCUGACCUGGGCGUGCUGUCCGAUGAGGAUGCUGCCGAGGUGGAGCCUUGCCCUCGGCCCGCGCGCGUGCGGGAGGCCGCCGAUGCACGCAAGGCCCCUGCGCUGCAAACACCCUCGCGGCCCGAGCCUGGUGGUGCCAACCAAGAGGCGCCGGAGGCAGUGCUUCCAGCAGACACUGGACAGCCCCAAGCGGAUCCUGUCCCAGACGAGGCACAAAUCCCCAAACCUGCUGCCAAAGCGCCCAAGGGGCUGCCCAAACUGGCCCCGGAGGCUUUAGAACGGCUGCCGAUGAAGUCGCAGCUCGUUGCGUUGGGCCUGAUGUCUGAGGAUGAGGAGAUGUCCUCCGACGAGGCGGACGGUGGCUUAGAGGAUCUGAAGGAUGGGGCGCGGUCGCUGCUGCAGUGCGAGGACAUGGAGAUCGUGUCCAAUGCCAGUGACGAGGGCGUCGAGAUUCCGUGGGUGGAUGAGUCCGAGGCUCUGGCGGUCGAACCUCUUCGGGACAGCGGGGCCUUGGCCCAGGAGAGUUCCCAGCCUGUGCCAGCCCCUGCACCCCCACGCAAGGGCCGCCUGCGGAAGUUGCAGGACAGCGAGGCGUUGCCGAGGCUGGAGGAGGACCCCAGCUCAAAGCAGCGCACGCCGCCACCAACCGCAGCCCCGGCGCCCCCGGCUGCGAAGGGCCGCACUCCGCGACCGCGCCAAAAUGGCGCGGAAUCUGGAAGCAGGAAGCGUCCAGCUCCAGUUGUGGAGGCUGGAUUCGAGAUUCCGUUCGCGACAGUCGCCCCUCGCCAAGACAAGGUUGCUCCUGCAGUGCCUCGCGAGCCUCCGCGCCAAAACGGUGUGGCCGGCAAGCGCAAGGCGCCUCCCUCGCCCUCACCGCCCGCAGCUCCCGCCAAGUGCCGCGUGCCCGAGGCGCCGCCGUUGCCGCCCAUUUCCAGCCUCAUGAGCGGCAGCAAAGGUCAGACUCGCAAUUUGCCACACCCGGUGACUCCGACCUUUUGGGAGUCCGAAUGUGUAUACGUGAGUGUUCGAUGUGAGUAG
Messenger RNA from Symbiodinium natans, 1938 nucleotides. The record is from the annotation of a GenBank genome assembly. Lineage: Eukaryota; Dinophyceae; Suessiales; Symbiodiniaceae.